CAAUCUCUCUCGUCGAGUGAACGAUGGUUCCCUUGGACGCGUCGACGGGCAACCUGCUGUGGAUCCUGGUGGUGGGCUUCAUCCUCGCCUUCUUCCUGGCCUUCGGAGUGGGCGCCAACGAUGUUGCCAACUCUUUCGGCACCUCGGUGGGCGCCAAGGUGCUCACGUUGCGGCAGGCCUGCAUCCUGGCCACCAUCUUCGAGAUCCUCGGCGCCAUCCUCAUAGGCUACAAAGUAUCCGACACUGUUCGGAAGGGCAUACUCGAUGUCUCCAUGUACGAAGGGGCGCCGAAGGAUCUCAUGCUUGGUAACCUGGCUGCCCUGGGCGGAAGCGCCAUUUGGAACAUCCUGGCGACGGCGUUCAGCCUUCCCAUCUCGGGCACGCACAGCAUCGUGGGCGCCGUGGUCGGCUUCUCGCUGGUGGCGCGCGGUCUGCGCGGCAUCCGCUGGUGGGAGCUGGGCAAGAUCGUCCUCUCCUGGUUCAUCUCGCCCGUGCUGUCGGGCAUCGCCUCCUCCGUCCUCUACAUGCUCAUCCAGUUCCUCAUCCUCCGGAAGGAGAAGCCACUCGAGCCUGGUCUGAGAUCGCUGCCAUUUUUCUACGGCUUCACUCUCUUCAUCAAUGUGUUCUCCGUCGUGCACGACGGGCCGCACAUGUUGAGGUUCGACCUUAUUCCCUGGUGGGGUGCCAUGAUCAUUGCUGGCAGUAUCGCUCUGAUCUCCAUAAUUGUUGUCUGGUUCUUCAUCGUUCCUCGUCUUAGGGCCACCAUUGAGAGGGACCUUUCCAGCGAUGCUGAUAACGACCGAAUAACCAUGACUGAAUUGGCCCAGGCCACCAAGGAUUUACCCAAGACAUUGACGUAUUCAUUUUCCCCGACCGACCCUGUGAGCGAUGAUGUCAUUGACACCGAUGGCAACAAGAAGUUGAGUGAAGCUGGCAUAAUGAAUGGUGGCCACAAGACCAGCAUUGAAGUUAUUUCGGGCAAGCUCCAGCACAACGAUCUUCCGAACCUGCACCCAAACCCUCACCCGGUCCAUCCCUCCCACAAGAGGCUUUCACUGGUCAUGAUCGAGGAAGCAGCUCUGGCCGUGCCUCCUAUAAAAGAGAACCACGAUGACGACAAGCCAGAGACAGCGAAGCUCUUCUCAUUCCUUCAGGUUCUGACUGCUGUAUUUGGAUCCUUCGCCCAUGGCGGCAAUGAUGUCAGCAAUGCCAUUGGUCCCCUGAUUGCACUGUGGAUGAUUUACUUUGAUGGCAAUGUGUACCAGAACUCGGAGACUCCCAUCUACAUCCUUCUAUAUGGAGGAGUGGGAAUCAGCCUGGGACUGUGGAUUUGGGGUCGGCGUGUUAUACAAACCUUGGGCGAAGACCUAACCAAAGUGACACCUUCCAAUGGUUUUACCAUUGAGAUUGGUGCAGCCUCUACAGUACUGCUAGCGUCUAAGGUGGGCAUUCCAAUCAGCACCACACACUGCAAAGUAGGCUCCAUUGUGUUUGUGGGUUGGGUAAGAUCACGCAAAGGCGUCGACUGGGGCCUUUUCCGAAACAUCAUCAUGGCCUGGCUGCUGACUCUACCAGUCACCGGAGGCUUGACUGCUGCAAUUACGAGCAUCCUGUAUGCCGCCUGCUCCCUGUGAAUACAGCGGCACCGUCGGCGGUGCCAUGCCCAAGUCACGCUGUGUCGGGCCUCAGUCAGACUCGCCACCACGUCCUAGUCUAGGCAUCUCCACAUCCACUGCUUCUACGAUGCGGUCAGCGUUGCCAUGAACGUUGCAGCAAGGUUGAAGUUGCCAUGAAUGUAGUGGCAAAGUUGAAGUUGCCACGAAUGUUGUGGCAAAGUUGAAGUUGCCGCGAAUGUUGCGGCAAAGUUGAAGUGGCACAUCGGUGGUGAUGCCUUGCGUGCAUGAAAAUUGUGGCCCACCCAGCAUCCCCGUGCUACUUGGGCUUGCUGGAAGGAGCCAAAACAAUAAGACUUUCGUAUGUCUUCUUUCUGAUCCAACCAUGCCAGCUUGUAGAGGAGGACAAACAGUGACAGCCGUGCUGUGAUGACUCUUUCAGCUGGCACGAACAAAAAACAAAUUUUCAUCAAAGGCAAGUCAUACAAGGUUGGGCAGGAUGAAUUGAGGAAACAGUGUUUGCUUCAGGCAGUGUGCUUAAGUGUCUGGAGCAACAUCUCUACCGCAGAUCGCUCUGAUGUCACUGGAGUACCAGCAAAGCUGGUGGCAUAAAGAAUACUGCGGCAAGCUGCCCCCUAGUGGACCUUUUACAAGAACAGUGUUUGUGCCAUUGUGCUUGUUCACACAGCGGAGGAAUCGCCGCAGAACUUUUCCUUUUGUUCUCAUUUCAGUAUGUGCUAGUCUUUGUGGCUUGUCGGUCGGCCUGGAGAUAUGAAUUUUGGGCAGUUUUAUCUCUACCAUUGUUGACUGUUGGCUAAAGAGCUUGUUUUGUUCAGAUUAUUCAGUGAGCCGGGUCUCUUGCAAUAACGUUCUUCACUAGUCUGCACACAGUUUUUUUACAUGAAGAUGUAGCUUUAUGGGCAUAAUAGUAAUAGCUAGUCUGCCUUGAUUUUAGUAUACAGAAACACUAGUGAAAUCAUUGUGCAAGGAAUUUAUAUUUACACUUCUAUACCACUGGCUGCAUCAUUUUGUGUAGUCGUUGUAAAUCACGGCACAUCUGUUGUUGAACCUUGUUUGUUCUUUGAAUGUCAGUUAAGAAAAAGCGGUUGUGAUGGGAGACUGUGACCUCUGGUAUGAAAGCUAGCUCAGAGAAAGUCAAAUGAUGCUAUCAACAUUAAAAAGCUCUUUCUUUUGUAUAUGUGUGCUUAAGGUAGCACCUUUAUGCUCCAUGAGCCAACUUCUUGUCUGAGGAAACCCGUGGAAUGAAUGUUGUUAAUAAAUAUAGUAUAAUGUAGAGUGUGCAUGUAAACCCAUGGUAUAAAUCGAGUCAGAUAUGCUUGCCUAUACACUCAGUCAGGCUGUAUUUACUUCCGAGACAUUUUCAAUAUAUCAUGAUGGUUGAUAGGAUAUAUCAGCACACAGUUGCUUUCAUGUACAGUGAAUUUUAUAGUGCACAGUCAGUCAAGAACUUUAUUAAAUGGUCCUGAGGAGUUUAAGCCACCAGGGUUUUUCUAGUUCAUUGUGCCUUGUUCAGCGUGAGACACUGCGGUCUAUACAAGUCGUGUACUCAUGUCAGCCGUAGUUGUCAGCUGAACGUGGCCACAUUCUAUGUCGCUUCGCAACCACAGCCAUUUGUUAGUGUAUUUAACAACCGUGUGUUAUUCUGCCACAAAAAGCAUUUCGAUGUGUUUUUGCUUAAGAUAAUCAUUGGCCCACACAGCAUAAUGAGUCAUUUGCAGUGAAUGUGUGCCUAAGAACAUCGUCGGCGGAGAGAUCAAAGUUUGCAGUCGGUCUGGCAUGAAUGUGAACCACUUUUUGGUAACUAGACCUUAAUGGUGUUCAUGUUUUGGAAAAUGGGGAAGAAAUAUAAAGUGACUGCAGUUGCUCAUGAAAAGUGCACACACGCAGGGUUCAACAGAAAAGCCAUCUUUUCGCAGUUGAAUGUUCGAGAUGUGGCUGAUGUGACUUUGCAUGGCGUCCUUUCGAGUAUACAGGUGUUAGGUUUGCCAUCGAAGUGGAAGAAAGUUGUACAUUAAUUGCCACUUUUAAAAGGUAGUUUUUUGUCUGGUGUCCUUUAGUUUCACAGUUUGAUAAAAUGUUAGCUGCAUACUGAGCAUUCUGAAAUGGUUUGUUUGCAGCCUCUGCUUUUUAAGCAAGCAAAAAAUUUUAAGGGGGUCAUGCAAUGUUUCUUGAAUCUUCCAAGCAAUGGCGAAGUGUUGUCCUGUUGCCAUCAUAUGAAUGAAUUAGCUGUGUUCUAACUUGACUCUUACUUACCACAAUUGUCAUCAAUAGUGCAUCGAGGCCUUGAUAGCUGUUUAUUACCUAAAUGCUAUUCAAAUGAAUUUUUUCGUAAUAUUUUUGUAAUGUGCAACCGCUUAACCAUGUAGCUUUUUUGAGCUUAUACAGAAGAACCUCCAUGGUCGUAAAAUUUAUUAGGGCAGAUGAAAGAUGCUUGUGGUGAAUGGAAAGAAGGCAACAUUGGUAGGUAUGGGUGGUGUUAGUUUGAAUGAAAUCUUGCAUUAAUGAUAGCAGUAAUUAUGAACGCAUUCCGUUGUGUGCAUUUGCCAUAGAGCUGGAGUAACAAGUAAUGUAGUGUAAACUUAAAACAUAUUGAUGCAUAAUAAUACGUACUCGUCUCACUUAGUCACAAAAAUUUUAAGCCUGCAAAUUCAGGCAUAAUUUUAAUUGUCAUUCAUUGUUUAAAGCAAAAAAAUUAUGGCUUCUGCUGUCCCCCCAGAAAUAACAGCAUUUUCAUGUAUGUGUAGUGCCAGUCGAUUUGCUUUACUCUUUAAAUAUGUUUUUAAUUAACACUCAUGAACCGUGUGCUUAUUUUUAAUUUUUUACUCUCACUGCAUUUUCUGUUGUUGCUGUGGUAAAGGUAUAAGUUAUAGGAUUUAGAUAUGGUGGGGAUUAAUGGAAUGUCGUAGAUCUGGGUUUUUGAGAGUUUGCAGCCCAAUUGCCAAGUUUUAAACGAUUCACAAUAUGAUCUGCAUUUUUCUACAGUUAGGAGAAAAAAAAAUUUUUUUUACAACUUCAUCUCUAAUUAGCAGAACCUGUUUAAGGGAAUCACUCUAGCAUAUAAGGUUUAGGUCGGGGAAUUACAAUUUAGGUCACUGAAGUUUAAGGUAAAGGGCCCAGCCCUUUUCGAUAAUAAAGCUCUUAAGUCACAUGUAGCAUUUGAUUAAAGCCUGCCGGGUGAACAUGUCUGUUACGCGAGUGUUUUUUAGCACUCCCGGUUUAUGACGCUUUUAUUAUAACUACUUAAACAGCAUGAAAAUUGCAACCUAGAUUAUAAGAACCCACUGAAGGAACUUUUAGCUGCUUUUGAAGUUCUGGAGACCUAAGCUUUCAGCGCGGGCUCGUUGUGUGGUCAUUGUCAGCUGUUCCCUCGGGCUCGGCAUAAUGAGACUGCUCUGUACUCUACCUCAAUGUAGCGACAUAUUUUUGUAUAUUGAAAUUGCUCCUAAUAACCAGCACAGCUUUUGCUUUCACGAGCCUGCUGCCGCAUCAUUUUCCCAUGUUUCUGGGCCCUGCGUGGUCUAGGACAUUGCUAAACUGGCCGAUGUUUGAGGAACGUUAUCAUCAAAAACUGACAGAAAAAUAUUGGUGACGUUGCCAAAUGCGCCUUUGAAGGCUUGGAGCAGUUUUCUUCAAAAUGGGCUAUUUACUGAAGUACAAGUUUAUAUAUAACUAAAAACAGCAUACUGCUUUGUUAACUUGUAAAUAGCACUGCUACUUUUCUUAGAUGCUAAACAUUUCUUGGGGACCUUGAUGUGGUCACUUGUGUGCAUAUUGAUUCUUUAUCAUUAAGUCAGCUACUCUUUUGUGCUUGAAUUUCAAUUGUUCAUAGUUCAAGCUUGCUAUUAGUCACUUUUUUUUUUUCGUGUUCGACAUUUUCGCAAGUUGAUUGCUCAAUGCAUGUUUUUGUUAUUCCUGCUCUCGUUGACUGUACAUCUUUUUGUGUGUUUUUUUUACACUGCUGUUCUCACGCGUACAGUAAACCUAAGCUGCUGAGGUCUGAAGGCAUUGCAUUUUAGUCUUUACUUGGAAUGGAUCAUUGCAUUGCCAAAGCAAUUGUGUACAGGGAUAAGUAUUAGAGCUAGAUGAAAUUGCUGGAUCUAAUUUAUACCUUGAGGUAGCUGCAUUUUAUCAAUAAGCUGCAGUUUAUUUCUGAAUCUGUUAGCUCUUGUUUUGAAGUUUACAGUGUUUUCUUUUUUUUUUUACCUUCCAAGAGAACGAACCUUUCUCUCAAAUUGGCAGUGCAAGACAGCUUGUGUUAGUCCUGCAUACCUAACAGUGAUGGUUGCUGCCAAUAACACGAGUAUUUUAAUUUUGUUUUAAAAAUACUGUUUUUAAACUACUUAGGUGCAGUCUGUGUGUGAUUCAUCAGUCCAGUUGGCGCUAAUCGAAAUGUGCUGUACAUAGCUAGGGAGUUUAGCUAUUUGGUUGCUGUGAAACUUCUUUGCCCUGUAUCUUUUGCUGAACAUUUUUUCGUUCAUGCAGAGAUGAAAUUGUGUGACCACAUUUUGUCUAAAGUAUCAUCGGCUUGUUAUAUUGCAUGUCUGUCAUUGAGCAAUCCGCCUGCUGUAAACUGUGCUUACUUGCACAUUGGUUGGUGUAACUUACUCUGUUUACUUUGCCAUACCUAGUCUGCUUUGUUCAUAAAUCAACAUAUGUUAUUUCACCAAUUUGGUGUAUGAACCUGCAGUCGUUUCACUUGUUUGUGACAUCAUGCCCUCCCUUUGGGAAUUGUGCCGAAUCUACAAGAUACAUGAGGUACUGCUAUGGUAUCAUAUAAAGUAGACUUGGUGCAUUUUUCAAAUUUUUCAAAAAAAAAAAAAGAGUGAACGAAUAGUUUGUUAAAGAACUAUUCCCAGUGAGUCUGGCCUUCAGAGCCAGCUGUACAAAUAAACUUCGUAGUUCUAUAGAA
Rhipicephalus microplus (southern cattle tick) is the source of this 6543-nucleotide messenger RNA. RefSeq names its product Na[+]-dependent inorganic phosphate cotransporter type III (gene NaPi-III). Gene Ontology annotation, biological process: phosphate ion transmembrane transport. Gene Ontology annotation, cellular component: membrane. Lineage: Eukaryota; Metazoa; Arthropoda; Arachnida; Ixodida; Ixodidae. Gene Ontology annotation, molecular function: phosphate transmembrane transporter activity. The record is from RefSeq and is a predicted model, not a curated record.